UUUUGUAUAAUCAUCGUAUAACAUUGAUGAACCGGCAGCAAUUGUCCAAUGAUAGUGUAAUUUUUCAAUACCCUAAAUAAAAAUUUUGAUAGAGAAAUGCUCGAUUUACCUGAAGGCUUGGAAGUCACUGACUAUACGUUAAUUUUGCCAUCAGUAUCAGUCGGAAACGUCGGCCAAUUAAGCGUCGACUUAUUAAUUUCAACAUUGGGUUUACGACGAAUCGGUAGGAUAUUCGAUACAUCUUUUAUACCUUUAGUUGGUGCUGAUCCUUACGACGAAAAUAGUGAGGAUAUUUGCACUUCUAUUGAUCUCUAUGCAUCAGAUGAGAAAAAGCUUGUUGCUUUACAAAUUCGAUCCCCGUUAGUUAAUAAGCCUUCCAAUUUUUUUUAUGAAAUUUUAAAUUUCGUCACAGAUCAUAAAAUUUCAAAGGUCAUUAUUUUAACAAGUAGUUAUGGCCAUGAAAAAAGGGAUGAACAGAUUCGAACAGUACCAUUUCGUUACUUAGCAAACGAAAAAGUUACAGCCGAAUAUGACAAGAAAUUUGAAGAAUUGUCUUGGGUAGCUUUAGAGCCAAAACUAUUGGAUGAUUUCAGUGGACAAACCGUACUGCAAAUUCAUGGUGGUGGAUUCGCAAAAACAUUAUUUGAACUGUUACAGAAAAAUAAUCUAUUUUGUAUUAUUCUAUUGAAAUUUUGUUCAGAAGGAGACAACAUUCCUGAUGCUAUUGAGUUAACAAACUAUUUCAACCAGUGGCUUCAACUUAUUCCUACAGAUGAAAAGAAUACUUGUAAAUUACAAUUUCCACCUUCAUGGAAAUUUUUGUUCGGAAACUUACCUCCAAGAGAAUUAUAUUAAGUUAAAUUAAAAUCAUUUUUUAAUAACAACAAUUUUGUUUUUAAUAAAACUUUUGUUCU
Phymastichus coffea is the source of this 914-nucleotide messenger RNA. RefSeq names its product proteasome assembly chaperone 2. Gene Ontology annotation, biological process: proteasome assembly. NCBI's taxonomy places the organism in Eukaryota, Metazoa, Arthropoda, Insecta, Hymenoptera, Eulophidae. The record is from RefSeq and is a predicted model, not a curated record. The coding region runs from base 97 to 855 and encodes 252 amino acids. Gene Ontology annotation, cellular component: cytosol; nucleus. The transcript is spliced from 2 exons.